Choloepus didactylus (southern two-toed sloth) is the source of this 2386-nucleotide messenger RNA. RefSeq names its product calcium-transporting ATPase type 2C member 1-like. The transcript has a single exon. Gene Ontology annotation, molecular function: ATP binding; P-type calcium transporter activity; ATP hydrolysis activity. Lineage: Eukaryota; Metazoa; Chordata; Mammalia; Pilosa; Megalonychidae. Gene Ontology annotation, biological process: manganese ion transport; calcium ion transmembrane transport; intracellular calcium ion homeostasis. The record is from RefSeq and is a predicted model, not a curated record. The coding region runs from base 446 to 2173 and encodes 575 amino acids. Gene Ontology annotation, cellular component: endoplasmic reticulum; Golgi membrane; plasma membrane.
UGGGUCACAGAACUGGGAACUGAAAAUGGCUGAGGCUUUCUCCAUUGAGUGGAAAAAGGAACAGAGCUAGUCCGAGGCGACCCUCUGGCUCUCCAAGCCUGUGGAUCUUUCCAUUGAUGAGUCCAGCCUGACAGGAGAGACCACUCCUUGCUCAAAGGUGACAGCUCCUCAGCCAGCUGCAACUAAUGGAGAUCUUGCAUCAAGAAGUAACAUCGCCUUCAUGGGAACACUGGUCAGAUGUGGCAAAGCAAAGGGUAUUGUCAUUGGAACAGGAGAAAAUUCUGAAUUUGGGGAGGUUUUUAAAAUGAUGCCAGCAGGAGAAGCACCAAAAACCUCUCUGCAGAAGAGCAUGGACCUCUUAGGAAAACAACUUUCUUUUUACUCCUUUGGUAUAAUAGGUAUCAUCAUGUUAGUUGGCUGAUUACUAGGAAAAGAUAUCCUGGAAAUGUUUACUAUUAGUGUAAGUUUGGCUGUAGCAGCAAUUCCUGAAAGUCUUCCCAUUGUGGUCACAGUGACUCUGGCCCUUGGCGUUAUGAGAAUGGUGAAGAAAAGGGCCAUUGUGAAAAAACUGUCUAUUGUUGAAACUCUGGGUUGCUGUAAUGUGAUUUGUUCAGAUAAAACUGGAACACUGACGAAGAAUGAAAUGACUGUUACUCAUAUGUUUACUUCAGAUGGUCUACAUGCUGAGGUUACUGGAGUAGGCUAUAAUCAGUUUGGGGAAGUGAUCGUUGAUGAUGAUGUUGUUCAUGGAUUCUAUAACCCUGCUGUUAGCAGAAUCGUUGAGGAAGGCUAUGUGUGCAAUGAUGCAGUAAUUAGAAACGACACUCUAAUGGGGAAGCCAACUGAAGGAGCCUUAAUUGCUCUUGCAAUGAGGAUGGGUCUUGAUGGACUUCAACAGGACUACAUUAGAAAAGCUGAAUACCAUUUUAGCUCUGAGCAAAAGUGGAUGGCUGUUGAGUGUGUACACCUAACGCAGCAGGAUGGACCAGAGAUUUGUUUUAUGAAGGGUGCUUAUAAACAGGUGAUUAAAUACUGUACUACAUACCACAGCAAAGGGCAAACCUUGACACUUGCCCAGCAGCAGAGAGAUGUGUACCAACAAGAGAAGGCACAGAUGGGCUCAGCAGGACUUAGAGUUCUUGCUUUGGCUUCUGGUCCUGAACUGGGACAGCUGACAUUUCUUGGCCUGGUGGGAAUCAUUGAUCCUCCUAGGACUGGUGUGAAAGAAGCUGUUACAACACUCAUUGCCUCAGGAGUAUCAAUAAAAAUGAUUACCGGAGACUCACAGGAGACUGCAGUUGCAGUUGCCAGUCGUCUGGGAUUAUAUUCCAAAACUUCCCAGUCAGUUUCAGGAGAAGAAAACAAUACAAUGGAUGUCCAGCAGCUUUCACAAAUAGUACCAAAGGUUGCAGUAUUUUACAGAGCCAGUCCAAGGCACAAGAUGAAAAUUAUUAAGUCUCUCCAGAAGAAUGGGUCCGUUGUAGCCAUGUCAGGAGAUGGAGUAAAUGAUGCAGUUGCUCUGAAAGCUGCAGACAUUGGAGUUGCAAUGGGCCAGACUGGAACAGAUAUUUGCAAAGAGGCAGCAAAUAUGAUCCUGGUGGAUGAUGAUUUCCAAACCAUAAUGUCUGCAGUUGAAGAGGGUAAAGGGAUUUAUAACAACAUUAAAAACUUUGUUAGAUUUCAACUGAGCAUGAGUAUAGCAGCCUUAACUUUAAUCUCAUUGGCUACAUUAAUGAACUUUCCUAAUCCUCUCAAUGCCAUGCAGAUUUUAUGGAUCAAUAUUAUUAUGGAUGGACCUCCAGCUCAGAGCCUUGGAGUAGAACCAGUGGAUAAAGACACAACAAUGACUUUUACGUGCUUUGUGUUUUUUGACAUGUUCAUACUGAGUUCCAGAUCCCAGACCAAAUCUGUGUUUGAGAUUGGACUCUGCAGUAAUAAAAUGUUUUGCUAUGCUGUUCUUGGAUCCAUCAUGGGACAAUUAUUAGUUAUUUACUUUCCUCCACUUCAGAAAGUUUUUCAGAUGGAGAGCCUAAGCAUACUGGAUUUGCUGUUUCUUUUGGGUCUCACCUCUUCAGUGUGCAUAGUGGCAGAAAUUAUAAAGAAGGUUGAAAGGAGCAGGGAAAAGAUUCAGAAGCAUGUUACUUUGGCACUAUCGUCUUUUCUUGAAGUAUGAUGCAUAUUGCAUUCUUUUAUUUGCAAACUAGGAAUUGCAGCCUGAGAAUCAUUUAGAAGGGCAACUUCAAGAGGAUUAAUGAAGAUUCGAGAACUUUGUAACUUUACAUUGACUAAAUGUGAACGUUAAUGUUAAAAACUUGAUAUGAGACUUUAACCUGCUGACAAUUCUGAAUGAAAUUAUGCAACUUUGAUAACAUAUUCCGUGAUUGAA